Messenger RNA from Echinops telfairi (small Madagascar hedgehog), 1051 nucleotides. RefSeq names its product mitochondrial ribosomal protein S18B (gene MRPS18B). Lineage: Eukaryota; Metazoa; Chordata; Mammalia; Afrosoricida; Tenrecidae. The transcript is spliced from 7 exons. Bases 37 to 813 code for a protein of 258 amino acids. Gene Ontology annotation, molecular function: structural constituent of ribosome. The record is from RefSeq and is a predicted model, not a curated record. Gene Ontology annotation, cellular component: mitochondrion; ribosome. Gene Ontology annotation, biological process: mitochondrial translation.
CCUGGCCGCGCGGCCUGGCCCCGGACGUUCGUCAGCAUGGCGGCCUCCUUACUGAAUGCGCUGCCGAGGCGGGUUGCCAGCUUUUUACCUUUCCGGAGUGCCUAUGGAGUUCAGGUUUCUCUCCAGACACUCUGCACCAAAGCCCCCCCUGAUGAAGAGUCUUUGCCCCCGGCUCCCGUCUCGCCUUAUGAGAAUGAACCCUGGAAAUACCUGGAUUCAGAAGAAUACCAGAGCCGCUAUGGUGCUCGCCCUGUGUGGGCCGACUACCGCCGCAACCACAAAGGUGGCAUACCGCCACAGAAGACUCGGAAGAUGUGCAUUCGUGGAACUAAAGUUGCUGGGAACCCUUGCCCGAUCUGCCGAGAUCACAAGUUGCAUGUUGACUUUCGGAACGUGAAGCUCUUGGAACAGUUUGUGUGUGCCCAUACGGGCAUCAUCUUCCAUGCUCCAUACACAGGGGUCUGUAUGAAACAACACAAGAUGCUGACCCAGGCCAUCCAGAAAGCCCGGGAUCAUGGUCUCCUCCGUUCCAACAUUCCCCAGGUUGAACCCCGUGACCUGGAUUUCAGUACUUCUCACGGAGCUGUGAGUGCUACUCCACCAGCCCCCACCCUGGUUUCAGGAGACCCCUGGUACCCGUGGUACCACUGGCAACAGCCUCCAGAGAGAGAACUCUCCCGCCUGCGCCGGCUCUACCAGGGCUAUCUCAGAGAAGAGACUGGCCCCCCGCCUGAGACAAUGCCCCAAGUGCCCCCCCCAGCUCCGACCGAAGCCGCCUCCACGGAGCAGAUGGAACCCCAGAGUGCUCCCUAGAAGCUGCAGUUGACUAAGGGGAGGCUCUGAGACUGGGACCGUGUCCCCUGAACAGUGGUGGCUGCUUUGUGGCCAGUGGCAGGCCCUGGGCCAGAGGAAGGGGGGGGGGUGUUGAAGGGAUGAGAUGCCCCCAAGACUGGAGGAGGGGCUUCUCCAUGGUGAAGAACUGGGUCGAGCAUUCUGUUGCUGGCAGACUGCCUGCUCAGCUUCCCUAUAAUAAAGCUGUUUGUCUCUCCUG